Molecule: messenger RNA, 457 nt
Organism: Pangasianodon hypophthalmus (striped catfish)
Lineage: Eukaryota; Metazoa; Chordata; Actinopteri; Siluriformes; Pangasiidae
Gene: ubl5
Product: ubiquitin like 5
Biological process (GO): mRNA splicing, via spliceosome; protein modification process
Cellular component (GO): nucleus; cytoplasm
Molecular function (GO): protein binding; protein tag activity
Source: RefSeq, a predicted model, not a curated record
AUGAUUGAGGUUGUGUGUAAUGAUCGACUGCAAAAGGUCCGAGUCAAAUGCAAUGCUGAUGACACUAUCGGGGAUCUGAAGAAACUGAUCGCUGCUCAGACGGGAACCAGGUGGGACAAAAUCGUCCUGAAGAAAUGGUACACCAUUUUUAAGGAUCAUGUGUCACUGGCAGAUUAUGAGAUCCACGAUGGGAUGAACCUGGAGCUGUAUUACCAGUAGAGGCUGGAGUUUUGACCCAACACACACACACACACACACACACACACACACACACACAGAGUACAGCCAGGACAUCUUACACACGUGUACUUCUCGACUUAACACACAUUACAUACAUGAAUAUGACUAAUAUGUGUGAGAGCAUGCCUUAGAGCAGAAAACAUUAGUUAUUAAUUUCAUCUGAAUUGUUCUGUUUUUUUUUGGUAUUUGGAAAUAAAAACAAUAUUUAUAUUAAAAA